AUGAACCCAAUCAAUAAACCCAAACCCCGGCCCGCAGCAUCCUGCGCCCCGUGUCGAAACCGAAAAGUCAAGUGUGAUAGACUCUCCCCCUGCGAAGCCUGCGUCGCACGGGGGAUCCCACACGAAUGCAAAUACGCCAUCACGGACGAGGACCGCGAGGCGAUAGCGCAGGCAGAAGUGAUUGCGCAGCUGCGGGGAAAGUCACAACGACUACGGAGCGAUCUGGCUGCCGCGGAGGCGGAGAGACAGGAGCUACGACGACGGGAUCGAGAUUAUCAUCACUCGCGGAGUGAGGACGCGGCCAUGGAGAUGUUGUACUCGGCGCUAAGGUUAGGAUCGCAGGAUCUGGUAGAGAGGUUAGUAGGACGAAUUCGUGAGGGUGAAGCACUCGCGGAUGUCAUUCGGGAGGUGCAGACGGAGGGGAUGGUUCAUAGGCCGAAAGUAGGGAGGUAG
Molecule: messenger RNA, 453 nt
Organism: Aspergillus tanneri
Lineage: Eukaryota; Fungi; Ascomycota; Eurotiomycetes; Eurotiales; Aspergillaceae
Product: Zn(II)2Cys6 transcription factor domain-containing protein
Exons: 2
Coding region: 1-453 (150 amino acids)
Biological process (GO): regulation of DNA-templated transcription
Molecular function (GO): DNA-binding transcription factor activity, RNA polymerase II-specific; zinc ion binding
Source: RefSeq, a predicted model, not a curated record